This is a messenger RNA of Sus scrofa (pig), 3203 nucleotides long. Lineage: Eukaryota; Metazoa; Chordata; Mammalia; Artiodactyla; Suidae. The record is from RefSeq and is a predicted model, not a curated record.
UGUCCCCACCUGUCACCACUGCACACCUGUCAGCUGUCCAGCCCUCUCAUCAUGCCUGUGGAUCAGCUGCGUGAUCUCUGCAAGAUGGAGGCAGAGCUCCAGGCCCCAGCUCAGCCCCAGACCCUGGCGGAAGCCCUGCCAUUCGGGUCCGAGGAGGAGGCCGAGACCCCAUCGACCCCAUCGCCCUCCUCCUCCUCAGUCCCCCCGCCCUCCUCUGUGGAAGCCGAGGCCUCACUCUGGGAUAUAAGGCGUGUGAUGAUGGCUGACCUGGUGGGGUACUUGCUCCUCAAGUAUCGUGCUAAGGAGCCCAUCACCAAGGCAGAGAUGCUGGGCGUGGUCCCCAGAGAUGCCCAGGACCAGUUCCCUGACGUCUUCUGCCGUGCCUCCGCCUGCAUGCUGCUGGCCUUUGGCUUGGAUCUGAAGGAGGUGGACCCCGGCGAGCACACCUACGCCCUGGUCCCCACCCUGGGCCUCACCUGGGAUGGGGUGCUGAGCGAUGAUGAGCUGAGCCUGCCCAAGACCGGCCUCCUGGUGGUGGUCCUGGUGGUGAUUUUCCUGCAGGGCGACUGCUCCCUCGAGGAGGAGAUCUGGAGAGCCCUGGGCAGGAUGGGGGUGUGUGCCGGGAAGGUGCACUAUAUCUAUGGGGAGCCCAGGGCGCUCCUCACCCAGGUGUGGGUGCAGGAGGGGUACCUGGAGUACCGCCAGGUGCCCCACAGCGACCCCGCCCGCUACGAGUUCCUCUGGGGUCCCCGGGCCCACGCGGAGACCAGCAAGGUGAAAAUCCUGGAGCACCUGCUCAGGGUCAACGGGAGGGUUCCCAGGUCGUGCCGUUUCCUGCCUGAGGAGGUGGUGAAUGAGGAGGAAGAGGGGCCCUGAGCCCGAGGGGUGCCCAGGCUCCUUGCAGGCCAGCAGCUUGUCCAGCAGCUUCGCUCUGUGUUUGAAGAGCGAGCAGUCAGCCUGCCAAGGAGCGGGGGCCGGGCGAGGGGGGCACAGGGCGUGGGGCAGCCUUGGGUGCCGUUUCUUUGUGAGCCCGUGGGUGUUCAGCCCUGUUUCCUUUAGUCGUGUUUGUAAUGCUGUUCCGUUCACUAGAAAUCUUGAUAAACUUCUGGGUCUAACUUGGCGAACUGUAUCAACCACACUCGCAUUGGUACUUACCUCGUUCAAGAGCAAGAGUUUCCUGUUUUAAAAAAUAUUGGGAAAUGUGCCAUUUUAUUUUGUGGUCGUGAGGAAGAUAGCAUGGAAUUGGAAUUCAAAUUUUAAUUGAAAAAUGAAAGUACUUGCAGUAAUAUCGAUGGGGACAUAGGCCCGCCGUCAAUAUGGCCAAGCGGUCUAAGGCGCUGCGUUCAGUAUUUGCUGAAUAAAAGCAAAAGUGGUGAAGCCUUGCUUCUUCUGCUCUUGUCUGUCGUGUGAAAGUAUAAUGUCUGUGUUUAUGGGGUUUGCAUUGGUCAUUGAAGGAAGCAGAAGAUUCAUCUUCAUCCAGAAACCUCCGCUCACGGGCUCAUUUAUUCCCAGGCUUUCGCUGACAUUCCUUUUUCUUACGUUGUUCUGUUUAAUCGAAAUCUUAAUAUAGUUCAGUGUCUAACUUUGUGAACUACAUUUAUCACAUGUGUAUUUGAAUUAAUCUAGUUGAAGUACAAGAAUUUGCUGUUUGUAAGAGAGCUUAGGAAAUGUACUAUUUUAUUUUGUGAUCCUGAGCAGGUAACAUUCAAUUGGGGUUCGAAUAUUUUUGGAAAUAUGAAAGUAAUUGGCAGUAAUAUAGACGGGGCCAGGAGAAUUAAAAAAAGAAUUAGAAAAUAAAAGCACAAUAGUUAAUCCUGGCUUCUUAUCCCUUCUUGUCUGUCACUGGAUAAAAGUCAAUUGCAUCUAGUUGGGUCUCCAUGACUUCUUGGAGAAAGUGGGAGAAAGAUUCAUCUGAGUAAAUAGCUAUACUGCAUACCCGCGGCGCUGGUUCCUGGGGUGAGGGGGGACCCCCCGACUUCGGGGGCUGGGCUCCCCCAGAAGCAGGAAGGGCUCCUGAGUGAGUGUGUGAUGGAAGCCCUGCCCAGCCCAUGUCCAUUCAGGGCCCAGGUGAGGACCCGGGUGGCUGCUCCCAGGGGCACAGUCAGAAGGUGGCUGUGGGUGCUGGGCCUGCUGUCCCCUAGAGCCUCCAGGACAGCCGGGAUGCAGAGAGGGCGGGGGACAGGACACCCAGGAGUCUGGGCGCCUUGGAAGGUGUCCUGGGCUGGUGCCGCCAGAGGGGCCCAGAAGGGGCCCAGACCCCUGGGGGCAGGCGUGGGCGUGCAGCCCGGGGGCGGGCGCUGAGCUUCAAGGCAAGAGCCAGGUGGGGCCCGUGCAUCCCCUCCCCAUGAGGCUGGUCCGGCGGGGUGGUGGUGGGGUGGAGAAAGGGGAUAGGGAUCAGGCCCUGGGUUGUCAACAGGAUGCUGCGCUAGGCCUCCAACAUCCUGAGAACCAAGUGUGGAUUUGGCCAGGAGCCAGGCAUGAGGGAGAGCCUCGGUUUCCCUCAGAUACACCUUUUGAAGAUGCUCAUUUCAAUCAUGGUGGAAGGAUGGGGCCCGAGGUCACGUCUGAACUGCCCUGCACUGGCCACUGGUGUGACCUGGUAGCCCUUUCCCUGAGAAGCCACCAUCCCCCAGCCACAGCUAAAUUCUGCUCUCAACUCCCGCCUCCUUGGCAAAGAGCUGAUCUCCUCCCUGGCUCUGGCCUACCAUCCUCUGUGGCAAACAUUGCUGGCUGCUGCUUUAGGGGCCUUCGUGAGCCAGUAAAGGAUCCCAAGUCUUUGCCUGUCCUUGGUCCGUGAGUUGGGGCUGGGCACGGGGUUGGGCUGAAACAGUGGUGGGAUGCAGGGUGUGAAGCCAAAGGACACUCACAAGACAGCCUCAGGACGCAGGGCCGCAUCUGCUCAGACACCCAGAAGGAGGUUUGUCCGAAGCACCCAGGUGGUGUCAGGGUCCACCAGCCCCUGGGCACUGCGCUCUGACGUACAGGCUUGCUGCCUGCCUGACAUCCAGUCUGCCCAGCGGAGUGAGCCUGCAGGAGAACGCUGGGUCACCAGGUGAGCUGGGAGAGAAGAGUAGAGAGGCCUGUGGAAUGAGGGAGCAGGGCCCAAGCACCCGUGCCCAGGGCCCUUCUCCAUCCUCGCACUCUCUGCCGUAGACCCCAGCUCUCGUGUAGGGCCUCCUCCUCAUCUCCCAGGACGUGUUGUU